Messenger RNA from Linderina pennispora, 2082 nucleotides. RefSeq lists its product as uncharacterized. Gene Ontology annotation, cellular component: plasma membrane. The record is from RefSeq and is a predicted model, not a curated record. NCBI's taxonomy places the organism in Eukaryota, Fungi, Kickxellomycota, Kickxellomycetes, Kickxellales, Kickxellaceae. Gene Ontology annotation, molecular function: calcium-activated cation channel activity. The transcript has 6 exons. Bases 1 to 2082 code for a protein of 693 amino acids.
AUGCGAAUCGAGCACUACACGGUGGCCAUUGAGGAGAUUGAAAACACAGUCAACCAGGUGCGCCGCGAGAACCACACGUUCAAGCCCACCACGGUUGGGUUUGUGUCGUAUGUCAGCCCGCUUGCUGCCCACGAUGCAAUGCGCGGGCUGAAGAAUGUGUCUCCGGCAGUUGUAAAUCUGGCGCCGCACCCAAAGGACGUCAUCUGGACCAACGCCCAGAUGCCAAAGUCUGUCCGCAUCGCGCGUGUGUGGAGCGCUCGUGCCAUCUCGGUGCUGUUUUGCUUUGUCGCCUUCUGGCCGGUAGCAGCACUGACGUUUAUCGGCGAUGUCACCAAUAUCCAGGCGCUGUGGCCUAGCACUGCCGAGUUCUUUCGCCGGAAUGAUUUCAUCUCAACCAUCUGGCAGACGACAUUCUCGCCGCUCAUCCUGACGCUGUACUAUAUUGCCGUGCCGCACGUGUUCCGUGCCAUCAGCCGCUACCAGGGCAUCCCAACCAAGACCGCGGUCGAGCGCGCAGUGGUCAAAAAGAUGUACGUGUUCUACAUCCUCUCCAACCUCAUCGUGCUCACGCUGGUCGGGUUUGUGUUCUGGACUGCCUACGUGUCGCAGAGGGGAAUGAACGCAAUGAUCGAGUUUGCGCAGCCCAUCUCGCUGAUCAUGAUUUUCAUCAAGCGCUACACCCGUGACCUGACGCCGCGCGAGCUGCGCGACCUGACGCAGCCACCCGAUCUCGACUACGCGCCUAUCUACUCACUGUAUCUGUGGAUCUACACCUAUCAGCAUGUUCUACUCGGUGUACGCCCCGAUCACGUUCCCGUUCGCAUUCCUGGUCUUUGUGCUGGCCUAUUGGGUGUACAAACAAAGUUUGAGACGGGAGGCGACAUGUGGCAGUCAGUCGUCAACCGCAUGGUUGUGUCGCUGGUUCAUCUUCCAGGUCUAUCUGAUAGGCUGUAUCAAGUACAUCGUAUAUGCACUUAUUCCGCUGCCCGUGCUGACAUGCAUCACUGGCUACAUGAUGAUGAAGAAAACCAACCCGCAGGUCCAGUACAUGCAGCACACCCCCGAGACCGAGAGGCUUCAACAUGCAGCGGACAGCUGACCACACCCGUUGUCGACCGCCGCGUGCGCCAUCUGCUGUCCAAGGUAUACCGCGGCCGCACAUCGCUCUUUGUCGACCCCAACGGCCCUCCACCCACGCAGGACAGCAUCGAGACCAAGUUCAGCGGCGGCACGCUCACCAGCAACCCGUCGUUCAUCUCGGGCGGCAAUACACUCGAGGCACAGAGCAUGAUGGACGCGCGCGACCGCCGCGACUUUGACGGCGCGUCGACGGCGAUGGGAAUGUAUUCGAGUGGACCGGGAUCCCGCGAGAUGGUGGAGCUGCUGAGCAUGGGCAACCAAGGGCACAAUGCUGCCUUGAGCCCGUCCGACAGCCGCGCCAACCUGCUUGGCAACGCACAGCCGAUUUCGCUGUCCCGGUCGCCAUCGCCACCGUCGGCCAAUGGAUCGAGUCUGUCGUUCGGUAACCUCGAUGACCUGGAUAAGCCGCACGAUAUGAAUCGCGACACCUUCGAUCCGAUUGAUCUCUACGGUGGCGGUGAUUCCAGCACCAACGAGAAGGGUCAUAUCGGUAUGCUCCAGCAGCAGCAGCCGCCUAUGCCUUACGCCAACAUGGCUCCUCCUCGCUACGGCCAGCCUGGCCCAAGACCGAACAUGAUGUGGCCUGGUCCUCCUGGCGGUCCCAACACGCGCCCAGGCCCGCCUGGUCCGAGACCAAACAUGAUGCAGCCUGGGCCUCACGGCCCUCCUGGUGCACGGCCCAUGGAUGCGCCCAAGACCACAGAUCCGUCCCAACUACGGCCCGCCCCAAAACAACCACAGCCCGCCGCCCAACAGCUUCAACCAGCGCCCGCCUCGCCCGCAAGUCCGGCCUGGGCCAAUGAUGCGGCCCCCGCCUCAGCAGCAGUUCCAGCAUACACAGCAGCAGUUCCAGCACACACAGCAGCCACAGCCAGGCCCUCCCCCGCCGUCGCAGAACCGCAACGUUCCUCGGUGGGACUAGAAAAAAUACCACUUUUGUAG